Messenger RNA from Colletotrichum destructivum, 1761 nucleotides. RefSeq lists its product as uncharacterized. NCBI's taxonomy places the organism in Eukaryota, Fungi, Ascomycota, Sordariomycetes, Glomerellales, Glomerellaceae. The transcript has 3 exons. Bases 393 to 1454 code for a protein of 353 amino acids. The record is from RefSeq and is a predicted model, not a curated record. Gene Ontology annotation, cellular component: membrane.
CAGGGCGGGCGCGCGUCCAAAGAGACUUGCAAGCGCACGUGGACACCGAUGGCGUGGGUGCCCGCAGCUGCCGGAAGCGGAAGUGGAAGUGGGCAAAAAAGGGCCCUGGGAAAUGGCAAACCAUCUUUCGCGAGGAAUGCCAAUGUCUUGUUCAUCGCAGGAAAAAGUCUUCCCACCACCAUCAUCAUCCUCGUCCGAUUUUGGGACGCCCGUUUCUUCCCUCUUCUUUAGCCAUUGCCGCCUAAGCCUCAAAACAUCUGGGGCUUUUUGUUUCUGUUCUAUUUUUGCUGUAGGAAGUCGUUAUUCUUUAACAGCUUUUUAAUAGCUUCAUUUAUUCCCCUCCUCGUUUAAUUCUUUGGUCGCAUACGAACUCCUCUGCCCGGAAUCGUACCAUGGCUCCCCCUACCGCCCCCCUCAACCUCGACGUCGAGGCAAUAUCUGGCAUUUGCGGUUCAAUCUCAAUUGCCUGCUGGGUCGUCGUCUUUUCGCCCCAGAUCCUCGAGAACUUCCGUCGCGGCAGCGCCGAUGGCCUGUCGCUGCAGUUCAUUAUCGUCUGGCUGGCGGGCGAUGUUUUCAACAUCCUGGGUGCCGUUCUCCAGGGCGUCCUCCCUACCAUGAUCAUCCUCGCAAUUUACUACACCAUCGCCGAUAUGGUGCUCCUGGCACAAUGCUUCUAUUACCGGGGUUUCACCUGGAAGGACGAGGUCGUCCCGCCAGCCCCGAAAACGCGCAACCGCACCGGCGAACCGAACGAGCGGACCGGCCUCCUGCCCUCGGCCAUCAUCGAUCGCGAGCGCCGGGGCUCCGAUUGGUCUAACCUCUCCCCUGCCGCGCCGAUGCGCCCCGAGAGCGCACCCGCUCCUCCUCCGAGACCGACGACGACGCUGCAGGCCCUCCUGUGGAACACCACCGCCGUGCUCAUGGUCUGCGCUGCCGGCAUAGUCGGCUGGUUCCUCAGCCGCAAGUACUCCCACCCCGAGGAGCCCGGCCACGAGACCAACGACAACGAUGCUCUGACGUUCAACACUCUUGGCCAGGUCUUUGGCUGGCUCUGUGCCGUCUUCUACCUCGGCUCCCGCCUGCCGCAGCUUCUGCUGAACUACCGCCGCAAGUCCACCGAGGGCGUCAGCAUGCUCUUCUUCCUCUUUGCGUGCCUUGGGAACUUGACCUACGUGCUCAGCAUCUUCGCCUUUGACCCUCGCUGCAAGCACGACAAGUGCGCCCCCGGCGAGGCGAGCGCCAUCUACGGCCGCUACAUUCUGGUCAACCUGAGCUGGCUGGCAGGAAGCUUGGGCACCCUGCUGCUCGACAUGGGCAUCUUUGCGCAGUACUUCAUGUACCGCGCCGAUGAGUUUGCCAGCGACGACGAGGAGGAGGGGGACGACCAGAGCAUCGACGAGGAUCAGUGGGACCAGCGCCCUCUGCUCGCGCGCGGUGACUCUGUCUACCAGUAAGAGGUGGCAAAACCUCGACAUGGUGGAUUUUUUUCUUGAAUUUUAUUACGGGAUUACAUUGGUGAAAAUAUUUACGGGCGUACUCGAUACACGGAAAAGGGCCGGGUGGUCAAUUUUUUUUCUUCAAAAAGCAUUCACUGCAUUACAGGGCUGGGCAAAAGAAGGUUUAUACUACCAUCCGGAAAAUUAAAAAGGGGCAGGGUUGGAGAGGUAGAUCAUCCGCCAUGGCAUGGAUCAUUUGGCUGUUAUUUAUCUUAGAGAAAUCGGACACCUUUUCUUGACCAGUCCAUCCCAUUGCGCCAGCGAC